This is a messenger RNA of Spirodela intermedia, 654 nucleotides long. Lineage: Eukaryota; Viridiplantae; Streptophyta; Magnoliopsida; Alismatales; Araceae. The record is from the annotation of a GenBank genome assembly.
AUGACGAGGACGACGGUGCAGCAUCUCCACGCCGCCGCCGCCGCCGCGAACCAGGAGGAAGCCCUCUCUUUCGGCGACUUCCCUGUCACGAUGGGGCGAGUGGAGGACCACUCACCACCGGCGGAGUCGUUCGAGUUCUUUCCCAUCAUUGGCUCUGAUAUGUGCGCCGCCGAGGACAUCUUCCUCUGCGGGCAGCUCCUCCCCUACGCGCUCCCUUCUCCGAAGGCCCAGAGGGGUCGAGAACAGAGGAGAUGGCUCUCUCAUCACGAGAGGUCUCCCGACCUGCUUCAGAGAGCGGAGUCCCUCGACGGGCGCUACUGGAAGGGAAUGGGCGGAGGGUCUCCGGGUUACCAGAAGCUGCGGACGGCGGCGGGAACGAGGCAAAUCUCGGAGGUGUCGACGCGGCCCAGGUGGUACAUGAUUGCCUUCGGCUCGGUCAGCCUUCCGGCGGAGAUGAGCUUGAGGGACAUGAAGAGUCGCCUGAGGAGGCAGAGGAGGGUGAGCAGCGGCCGCGGAGCGGCGGGCUCAGCCGGCAAGGAGGGGAGGGCUGGCGACGGCGGCGGCGGCGGCGGCGGCGGGAAGUGGAAGCUGAUCCGAUCCUUGAGUUGCAAGGGUGAUGUUGAGGACGUCGUGGAUGCACAGCUCGUGGCGUAG